UUUCCGGUUUUGCUUCACCUCACAUUGUGCAGUUUAGCGCAUCUGGACCUGGCGUCUCCCUCCCCUCUCUGUCUCUGGGUGUCUCCCCCGUUGAAAGCCUGCACUUCUCGCCCAGGUGAGACAUUUUUGGCGUGCGUAAUUGGAACCGCAACGUGCCCAGAAGAUGACGGACUCCACACCGGCAGAAUCCACCGCCGUUUCGGACCCGGUUGUUGUGGAGAACGGGCAGUGCGAGAAGGAGGAAUCCCCGGAGCAGCAGCAGCCGCAGACAGACACUGAAAGUCGGGGAGAGGGUCUCAAGAUGGACCAGGAGAUGAAGAUAACAGACAGCUUGGACGACGGAGGUCUUCUGGAGAGCAGCAUGCGUCUGAAGCCUCAUGAAGCUCAGAGUUAUCGUAAGAAAGCUCUCUGGGUGUCCUGGGUCUCCAUCGUGAUCACACUCAUCCUGGCCGUCGUCUCUUUCACUGUGUCCAUCAUGCGCCACAGUGCUUCUGCUUUUGCAUUUGCUUUUGAUGCCUCCCUGGAUGUAUUGUCCUCUGCUAUAGUACUGUGGCGGUACCGCAACCCGUCAGCGGUCCACUCUGCACACCGCGAAUACCUAGCCUGCAUUAUCCUUGGAGUUGUUUUCAUCCUGUCCUCCCUGUGCAUUAUUGGUAAAGCCAUCCACGCAUUGGCCACCAAGGUGCUACCUGAAGUGGAUAGCUUCCUGUUCUCCGUGUCCAUCGUCAGCGGCUCGUUGUGCAUCAUCCUGGCUGUCAUCAAGUUUAUGCUCGGCAAAAAGCUCACGAGCCGGGCCCUCAUCACUGAUGGAUUCAACUCCCUCGUGGGGGGGGUGAUGGGGUUCUCCAUCCUCAUCAGUGCCGAAGUGUUCAAGCAUGAGCCCCAGGUGUGGUACCUGGACGCGACAAUAGGUGUCCUCAUAGGACUCAUCAUCCUCGCAUACGGAGUCAAGCUGCUGGUCGACAUGGUUCCCCGGGUCCGACAAACCAGGAACUACGAGCGCUUUGAGUGACGAAGAGGAAGAGGAGGGUUAGUAGGGGCUGAAGGACAGACUGACUGACAGACAUUGAGUCCUGGAGGUGCGUUCAGGCUACAGUGUCUGUACUCCAACCGUUCUCACAUCUGAGCCCAGGAGGACGCUGCGGCACAUUUUAAGUGUUUUCAAAUUUGGUGUACAUCUAAUAUAUUUAUGUCUUUUAACAGCCGUCUGUUCUCCAACGCCUCGUGUUUCAACUAAGGGGUUCAAGAGCUCCUUAGCAGCAACACAUUUUUGUACAGAGAGUAAAUAAUGUUCAGUACCUCAGUAAGUCAACACACAGCAGUUUAUUUUCCCCAUGGUUCCUAGAGGCCUUUGCUGUAAAUGUGAAAACGUGUGGCAGGCGAGAGAGAUGGAUGUAGCUGAUGUAGCACGGGGGGAUUCAUGGUGUCUCUUGUAUGACGAGAGAGGAGGUUAAAAAGCACAGAGGCGGAGCAACAUGUGACUUUAUUAAGACUGGAACCGAGACAGGGGCACUGUGUCAGAAACCCAACGCCAGCGCCAGCUUACAAGUCAUGGCUUACAAUUCACUGAGGGAACAUAUCAGAAACUAGCUUCAUGUUGCAACCUCUUUUGAUUUAUUUGUGGUGACAAAGUACAUUUACAUCUAGUGCCAUCUACUGAGCAAAAGAGGUACCUGCCACACACAGGGAAACAUGUGCAUCUGCAUCUAGUAUAGCACAUUACAGACCUGUAGUAAAUAUACAAACAAGCUUCUUUAAUACAAGAGAUAAUAGAGAUCUUAAUUCCUGCACACUGUCAGCACUAGAGGUUCAAGUCAUGAUUUGAGAGUAACUGCAUCAAUAAACGAUUAAGGACAUCCUUCAAAUAGGGAAAGAUAUGUCAAGUUGCAAAGAAAACAAGUAAAAUAAGGCAAAACAAAAUCUCAUUUUUUGACUCUCCAACACAACCACAGCGCUACAUUUUAAAAAAUACUAAUUUUGCAGGAAGCUAUCUUUGGGUAGCAUCAGAUUUAGUUAUGCUUUUGUAGGAUUUAUCUGGAGAAACUUUACAGAUCACUUGAUUAAAUUGAUUACUUUCUUUAUUUAAGGACUGUCCCAGUACGUUGUUGUUGCAGUUUUCCAUAUCCUGUUGUUUACUCUCAAUUCAAUAAUUAAUGUUUGAAGAGUUCAGCUGUCACAUCAGGUGGUUUGUGACAAACAGAGGCUUGUCUUCACAUGUUUGGUUUACUAAUUGGUUUAUCCGCUUUCAGUAAUUUGGUUUGUUUGUGCGAUUAAGUUGCUCAAAAUGUUAGGCAACCAUCACGCAGAGUCUCAGUGCUUUCAUAGAUAUUUGCAUUUUUAUGCUACAUAUAUUUAUGUAUUUAUUUAUUGUGUCUUUAAGCUAAUUAUUUAGAAGGUCCUAGAUGUAAUUUGGAGUCUUCUUGUCUUUAUUCCUGAUGGACUGUGACAGAAACGUAUCUAUGAUGAGCUGACAUUGUGCAGGUCGUUACGUUUUCAAAUUCAUUUUAAUAAAUUUGACACAGCUGUGAAUUACUCAAUCUUUAAAUUCAAGAUGAUACUGUGAAGGAGUCCACUUUCCAGCUACUUCACUCGCUCUGAUUGGAUCUUAUUGAUGAGAAGAAGCGCUUUAGACGUCUGUUAAACUGUGCUUUGUCACUUUUUUUUAAUUUCUGUUCUAUAUGAUAAAUGAUACUCCUGAUAGCAUGGACUCAUACUGCAGCGAUGGUUUCAGACAACAGUCUUUAUCUGGCGUCAAGAGUAGAAACAUGUCCUCUCUUAUCUGGAGCUGCUGUUUGUUGGGGAUUUAAAAGGGAUUUUGCUGAUUAAAGUAAAUUGACUUGUGGAGUAAUCGCAAUACAUUGGAUUAAUGUUGGAGACAACUUUGUAAUAGUGUGUAAAUGAUUAAAUCCCAGUGUGAAUCUGUAUUAAAGCAAACCACUUUAGAGUUUACUGAAGCACAGUGGCUAAUCUACUCCAAGGCAUUAUUUAGUAAAGUGACCAUCAUGUAAAAACCCCUGACUCACUAACCAUGUUUGUUCCUGUGUGAAUCCAGAGCCUUAAUGUUACUGCUCAGUGUUUGGUGACUGUUGAACAUGAAUGUAAUUAUCCGCUGUUUUGAUUGUCAUGAACGGGAGUGUGUUUCUGCAGUGGCUGUAACUGAAUGUACACACUGUGCUGUGAGACUAAUGUGUUCAGCCAAUUACUGUGUACACUUCACGGUAUAACAUGUAACAUUAAAAUGUCUAAA
Messenger RNA from Trematomus bernacchii (emerald rockcod), 3247 nucleotides. Its product is annotated as transmembrane protein 163-like. The record is from RefSeq and is a predicted model, not a curated record. NCBI's taxonomy places the organism in Eukaryota, Metazoa, Chordata, Actinopteri, Perciformes, Nototheniidae. The transcript is spliced from 8 exons. Bases 164 to 1012 code for a protein of 282 amino acids. Gene Ontology annotation, biological process: monoatomic cation transport; transmembrane transport. Gene Ontology annotation, molecular function: zinc ion binding; monoatomic cation transmembrane transporter activity. Gene Ontology annotation, cellular component: synaptic vesicle membrane.